Messenger RNA from Penicillium chermesinum, 381 nucleotides. RefSeq lists its product as uncharacterized. The record is from RefSeq and is a predicted model, not a curated record. The coding region runs from base 1 to 381 and encodes 126 amino acids. The transcript is spliced from 2 exons. Lineage: Eukaryota; Fungi; Ascomycota; Eurotiomycetes; Eurotiales; Aspergillaceae.
AUGCUCCGUGACUAUCUCUCAUUCCAAAAAUGGAGCCGUGGGUCCAAUAGGACCGAGUCGCAAGAGGCAUUGGGUCCUCCAAGUCGUCCGUCUGCUCCCGAAAUCCCACAAGUCCUGAGCUCUCACGUCACCAUCCGGAUCUUUGAGGAUCUCCAAGCCGAAGAAGACUAUAAUCAAGCCCACGCCGAAGACGGCAUCAUUACUCCCACCUCCAUUUACCCUUCAGACAACGCUGCAUGCGCGAUGAUUCGUGCGCGUAACAAGGCUUUAUCUUUCAAGCCCAAAACCCCAAGUCGUCUCCGUAUAUCCCACUGUCUGUCCGAUGAUACGCCUAGCGCCGGCCCUAGUGAGCGAUGGCACGGCAGAGGCAGAUGUCAAUAG